Striga asiatica is the source of this 1463-nucleotide messenger RNA. Lineage: Eukaryota; Viridiplantae; Streptophyta; Magnoliopsida; Lamiales; Orobanchaceae. The record is from the annotation of a GenBank genome assembly.
AACGCGUACACACAGACGGUCAGAAAAUCAAAAUCAAUCCGUUGUUUCAUACUGUUUUAUUUUCCUUGAGAUUUUCUUGGUUGUGCUACAAAUUCGCGAUUUCUUCUUCUCCUUUUUUUGGUCCAUUCUUCAGGUGUAAAGAUGGGUGAGCAUACUGUGGAGAACGUGAAUCAACUGCCAAAACUUGAGGUGGUUGAUUCUACUGGAAAGAAGCCAGAGAUGGUAGGGUCCUCAUCGUCCAUGGUGACAGAUAAUGAUAGAGUGGUGGUGGUGGUGGAAAAUGAGGAGGACGAGCAAGCGCCUCUAAUAGGAAUGGGAGAGUGCCGUAUUUGCCAAGAAGAGGAUUCUUUCAGCAACUUGGAGAGUCCUUGUGCUUGCAGUGGGAGUCUUAAGUAUGCCCACAGAAAAUGUGUACAGCACUGGUGUAAUGAGAAGGGAGACAUAACCUGUGAGAUCUGCCAUCAGCAAUAUCAGCCUGGUUACACUGCAAUUCCACGUCCUCCUCCUGAUGAGACUACUAUUGAUAUCGGGGGAGUAUGGCAAAUUUCUGGGACCCCACUUGACAUGCACGAUCCUCGUCUUCUUGCAAUUGCCGAGGCCGAACGUCAGUUGUUUGAAGCUGACUAUGAUGAUUAUAAUGGCACCAAUGCUAGUGGUGCUGCCUUCUGCCGCUCGGCUGCCCUGAUCUUAAUGGCUCUUUUAUUACUGAGGCAUGCACUUUCGAUCACUGAUGAUGGAAAUGGUGAUGGAGAUGACGAUGCAUCGGCAUUCCUGUCUCUGUUCUUGCUUCGUGCGGUCGGAUUCCUUUUGCCUUGCUACAUCAUGAUCUGGGCCAUCAGUAUCUUGCAACGCAGGAGGCAAAGACAGGAAGCUGCAGCUUUGGCUGCAACACAGUUUGCAAUUGUUGUCCAGUCUGCUCAAAGCAGAGGCCUACUUGUGGCCGGUGAACAGGCGGAGGUACCUUUGACGGCACCCUCUCAUCCAGAGCAUGUUUGAUAACGAGACUUUGGCUUUGUGCGUUGCUGUUUGUGGACCAUCUUUCUUUCUUGCGGAAAACGUACAAUUUGUGUGGAGGGGAUUAUGGGAUUUGGACUUAAUGCGGCUCUGUUUUUUCGAAUUAUCCACUUUUAUUUUGCAUUAUGGGAGUUUUCUCAGUUGCAUCAGUGUAUAUUAAUUUCAGGGAGGUUGAGUGCAUUAUCGUUCAAUUAGAGGUUGUGUAACGUAUUAAUGAAAAGUGUAUGUACUUAAUGUACCUUGUUAAUUAAUGUAUGACUUUAUUUCCAGUUGAUUCACUAUAUCUUUAAUUGGUGAGAGCAUAAAUUUUUGUGUGAGAUAGUGUAACCGUUAGGCGGGUCGACUCGUCAUAUUCGAUGAAUUGAUAAUCAUACUUUGUCAUAUUUUUUGUUUGUGAUGUUUUUAACUCUUGACAUUUUCUAAUGAAUGCAUGCAUAUUUGUGGAAAGA